Colletotrichum higginsianum IMI 349063 is the source of this 3099-nucleotide messenger RNA. RefSeq lists its product as uncharacterized. NCBI's taxonomy places the organism in Eukaryota, Fungi, Ascomycota, Sordariomycetes, Glomerellales, Glomerellaceae. The coding region runs from base 1 to 3099 and encodes 1032 amino acids. The transcript has a single exon. The record is from RefSeq and is a predicted model, not a curated record.
AUGACUGUCGCCGCAACUCCGAAGCCCCUCCCCGAUAUGUCAGUUCGACACAAAAACUACGCCUUGGGCUCUAACGAUGAUGCCCUGUCGGGGCAGAGAAUGUUCAAAAAGCACAAAGUCCUGCCUCAUCCUAAGAGACACAGGAGCGAUACCGCGAGUUCUUACGAAGUACGAUCAACUCCCAGGGGGCAUGAUCUCAUUGUUGACUCUGUCCCGCCCCAGAUGGACGCGCCGCAACAACCGAGCCCCCAGACGCUGAGACACCAGCCGAAGCGAAUAAGCAGCGGUCCGGAUUUGCCUCCAACACCGCCUUCACACUCGCGAACCUCGUCGAGCAGUCACUCGGUUCAGCCCCCAAGCCCGACGCUGGGAGAAACGGUGUCGCAGACACCGACGACACCGGCGCGUGCACCUGUCACUCCUCCGAACCAGCAAAGCCCGCCAACUCCAGACGUGACGCCUCCGCAACCCGCUAAUUACCCCAAAGCUGUUCGGCCGGCCCCCAUCGAUCGCACAGUCUCGAAAGCUACCACGGCUGAGUCGCGCGCCGAGUCCUUCAGAACUGCUAGAGAAGAGCCCUAUUCCUCUGAGGAGGACGAAAUGCAAUCGACCGUCCGGCCAAACACAUUAUCUGCGCGAACUUCCCAGAGCACUGUUCGUCGCGCCUCAGAUACUCGAUCGAAAUCGCCAACACCUGUUGGGCUAGGUCUGGGCCUGGAGUCUCUCACGGAGGACGCUGCAACCCCGAAGGCGAAGGGCGACUUUGGCGCUUUUGAUGGGGAAUGGGCCUCGACCAACGAAGUGGACCAAGAAUGGGAUGAUAAUCUGGGCAGGGCCGUGACGGUGAGGAAAAGACGUCAAGGCCCAAAAGGCCUACCUCGGGCUGGGAGACGAAAGGUCGAAAUUAUUGAAGACCGUGUGGUCACGCCCACCAACGCGACAAAGGCGUUACGUGCAAUGUCUCAGCGCGACCGAGCAGCCUUUUAUGCUCCGAGUGAGAUCGCCUGGUCCAACACGCCAACCUCGGAAUCCCCAGCCAAUGUCGAUGCUCGGAGACUCUCGGGUAUGUCUGCCAAAACCAUCAAGUCAACGAGAUCAAAUCCUUCGACUGUUGUCGAGGCGAUCUUGGUGGAUGCCCCUUCAAUUCCGCAAAGGCGACAAACCCUCAGGCAUGUGCGCAAGCAACUCGUUUUGAGAGAUUCUGGUCCCGAUUGUUCCUCUGUCAGCUCCGCCACCAACCCAGCCGUUCAAUUGGAAGGCUCUCCGCGUCGUCCAAGGUCGCUGGCUCGCCCCAGCGACAGCCGCCACAACAGCUGCGCUUCGGACGCAACUUCCAAUUCCAUCUCGAGCGGAAAAGCUCGCAGGGAGAUCUGGAAGAGUGGUGGCAUUCCGGUGAUUGUUGUUCCGCACCGUCGAUCGUCCGUCAAGUCGAAGUCCAGCAGGGAGCCAUCCCUAAGAUCUACAAGCAGUCGAAGAUCCAAGAGAAGUGCAAGCUUGAGUUCAGCAACUCGUGCCAAUGGAUCAGAGGGCCACAAUUUAGCGACCCCGGUGUUCGAGCGGCCAGGGCGGAAAACCCGAUCCAUGUCAGAGUCAGAUGGCUCGGAUCAGCGGACGAUUGACUAUCCACCUGUCAUCCCGAAGCGGUCUUCUUCACUAUCUGCACCGACCAGCCGCAAUACAUCCCGCGAUGGUUCGCUCACUACGGAUAGCCUGAAGGCUCAAAACGCUUUGUUGAAUCAACAGUCAGGACAUGAAACGAGAGCACCCGCCUUGACCCUUCAAAGGGCCACCUCAUCCGAGACCGACAACGGCCACCAUCACCGAGACCAUAAGCUCAACGUAGACCGUCACGGAGACCCCUUCUUUGGCAAACGGCUAUCCACCCAGAACACUCCUUUCUCAGCAGCUUCCGUGGAGACAAGUGGUACUGCACAUGAAGUGUCGGAAGCGAAGGCUGUGAGCCUGUACCCUCACCAGAAUUCGUCCGUCCUCGUAGUAAACCACUCCAACAAGCCUUCAGAGAGCUCCGACGCGUCCCAGACGGAUAAGGAACUCUUACAAACUCCCUGGAGGCCUACGAUAAUCACUACUGGACCAGACGGGGAAGGACCUGCAACGCCCCCGCAGGCCCAACACACCAUGGAUGACGUGGACUCGCCGCUCCGUAACCCUCGAGCUGCUCCGCCAGUGCCUCCCGUCCUACCUCCUGCCAUCCAGUUCAUCCCUGCAACUCCUUCAGGACUAACACCUCAUCACGAGAGGCAGCGCAACAUGGGCAAUUAUUUCGAGACAAUGGUCGAUGAGCAGCCUCAGAGAAGUGUAUCUAUUGUCCGUAGGGCUCUGGCCCGACGACGGAACUCGGAGACAUAUCCGCCCAGCACUGGUAAAUCGGGACUAUUGACGAGGACCUUCUCUCUCACGCGUAGAGGUGCAAACCCCAAAAAGCACUCUCCUGUAGGAGGCCCUUGCUCAUGUCCGGACUGCGAAGCCCCACUCCCCGAGGACGACCGACUUCAUCCUCACUGGCGUCCUGCCUACGCCGAUCAGGAUGAUGACAUAUGGGAAAGAGAAAUGGAGGACGAGCCUAUCAGCCAGGUCUAUCGGUAUCCUCCGAUCGAUAAUCGCCCACCACUUCCGCGGAGGAGCAUCAGCGCGCGGAUGAAAAAGACAUUUGCCAUUCUUCCCAACCGCGGCGAGGAUGACUUCUACUCGUCGGGGACACGGGAUGAGCUUGAUCGACGCACCAUACGCCGGACGGACAGCGGAAACCUGCGUGUAAUGCGACGCCGGAGCAGCCUGGACUCUCUUCGCGAUCAGCCUACUAAUUCUGGCUCUUACCUGAACGCCGAUAGUGAACGCGACAAUAGGAAGGAAGCUGGCCCGAAGAGAAGGAGACGCUUUUCUAUCUCGGGCGCGUUGGAAGGGUUACAGAACCUUCCGAGACAGAUGAACGAACGCAAGCGAGAAAAGAGGACAAAAGAGCUACGCCAGAAGAUCAGUGGCCCUCGGGAAGUGAGGGAUGGCGUAGGAGAUGUCAUCCGACGAAACACAUACCGCGACUCGCAUCAACAAACCGACUUGUCGACUCACCAUUUUUGA